AUGUGGCUUGUCUUUGCUUUGAUCUAUACCAUAUGGCAAUUCGUCAUUGUUGCUAAUGGAAACGAUGGUAUAUGUAUGAAAGGGAACAUCAUGACAAAUAUGAAGCGGAUGCACGGGAAAAUUGUUUCCCUCGAAGACGUAAUUGUGGACGUAAAAUCUACGUUGGACAACUUGGAAGCGACAGUUAAACAAUUGAACAGUUCAAUUGAACUUGUCAGUCAUCGUCUUAGUACAGUCGGUACGAAGGAUGCAGUUAAAGCCCCGAAGUAUCAAACGACUGUAAUCUGUGAAGAUCGAGAUAUUUAUAUUUUUUGCUUGGGAUCCAGCAAAAUAGAAAUACUUACAGGCAAUUAUGGAAGGAGCGACAAGGAUAUUUGCAGAACACCAAGAAACACUAACGAGAGCGCUUACCAGCUUUGCAGCUUUAAUUCUACAAUUAAAACUACUACUUAUCUCAAGACAAACUGCGAUGGAAAGAUUUCCUGCCAAAUUGACACUAGUAUGAUUUUAGAACAUGAAGAAAAAUCUUGCACAGGGAUUAACAAAUACCUACAAUUUCAAUGGACGUGUCUUGCUCCUGAGAGCUUUACAGAUAGUGUACAUGGAAUAACAAUCAUUGCUGAAAAUGGCAUAACCUGGGAUGGUGCUAAACGUGAAUGUGAGAGAGAAGGAGUCGGGUUGUACAUUGAUGAUAGCGCCGGAAAGCAAGCUGAACUUGACAGAGCCCUAAAGUCUCAAGGUAAAUUAUACGCGCAACUUUAUGGGGAAUACUGGUUAUGGAUAGGUGGUUAUAUACCCGAUCCCUCACAAAGCCAUACUAAUUGGAGAUGGGAGAACGCACCGCGGAUGAUAGGCACUUUCAGACCUUGGAAAUCAGGACCAACGUUCCGACAAGGUGACUCCAACUACAACUGCAUUUACCUAGACAAAAAUGGAUUGAAUUGGAAUAAGAUGCUUUGUGAAAAUACAACGGAAGGCAGCAUAUGUGAAAUAAAGAGAGAGAGUGGAGCGUGCCCUUCAAACUACGAGAACCUUGGGAGUUUCUGCUACCGCUUCAUAACGAGAUCAAUGACGUGGCGAAAGGCAAAGUCGAGCUGUGAAAUGGAUGGUGCCGAUUUAUAUAGUGAUGAAACUAUCGAGAAACACAAUGCAGUGCAAACGUUUAUAUCAAAAAUGAAUCCAGAUGCAUCCGGAAAGAGAUGGUGGACCGCGGGUCAUAUGUUAUCAACUACAGAGGGAUCUCAUUUACAAUGGGCAUGGGCGACCUCACGUGCAAUCGGAUCAUUCAGAGGCUGGUCAGCAGGUUUAAAAAGAGAUGUGUGGUGCACCCUAGCAAAGUGUGGUCCCACGCUACUAGAGAUUUUACAUUUUGGCAUGCCAUAUCCUGAUACCAUGGUGAACUAA
Molecule: messenger RNA, 1404 nt
Organism: Owenia fusiformis
Lineage: Eukaryota; Metazoa; Annelida; Polychaeta; Sabellida; Oweniidae
Source: the annotation of a GenBank genome assembly